Chiloscyllium plagiosum (whitespotted bambooshark) is the source of this 4957-nucleotide messenger RNA. The record is from RefSeq and is a predicted model, not a curated record. Lineage: Eukaryota; Metazoa; Chordata; Chondrichthyes; Orectolobiformes; Hemiscylliidae.
GGCUGCAACUAGGAAAAAAGAAGGGAGAGAGAUUACAAACCAAAAAACAACUUGGCGACCAUAAAGGCAACUCGGACCGCUGGCAGUUGCUUUAGAGUUCGGAACAACAAACAAGAAAGAGGGCAGAAAGAAAGUUUCACCAAACAAAAGUAGUUCUUGAGCGGAUGAGGUAGGCUCUCCGUGUAACUUCAAACACUUUUGGUGAGCAGACGGAUCCCGGUCCCGACGUCUUUUAGACCAGUGGAUCCUUUAUCUAGACAGGAGGAUUUCGUGCUAGUCUCCGCUUGUGGAAACUCCCCCCCCCCCCCCCCCAAAGAAAGAAACACGUUUGGAAAGUUUGAAGGGACGCGUGCAGUUUGUGGUUUUAAUGGACUGAUCGGACACGAUAAAGACAUGUAAACAGGUACCCAGCAAAUCAGAAUAGAUGCACAGAACUUAGAACUUAGCAACAAGCCAUUUGGUCCAUGUCAACAUCUAUCCUACAAGGGAGCAAGUACUGUUUUAAUAUAUUUGCCUGCCCUGUUCCCACAUUUCUUCCACGUCUUUGCUUCAUCGACCUAUGCAAUCUAAUCUUGAAUUUUAAAGAAGUUGUGAUCUCAAAUACGAAGAGAAUUCUUCAGAUUCGCGGAAGUCUGAAAUAUUUAAAUGUCACCAGGAAAGGGGUAGCUGUUUUCACCCUCAGCAGGACAGGAGCUGUGAGACAACAGGCAAACAGUUUGAAGGAUUCCAUUCUGGGAGAGGCAGUUUUGGAGGCUAGUGAGCCAUGCCUUUCAGGCUGAAAUUGAGGAGGACCAGACGGUACAAUGUUCUGAGCAAGAACUGCUUUGUGACACGCAUACAGCUGCUGGAUAGCAGUGUCAUUGAAUGCACGUUCUCCAUGGAGAGUACUGGACAGGAAUGCUUGGAGGCAGUGUCUCAACGGUUGGAGUUGCGUGAGACUCAUUAUUUUGGACUGUGGUUCCUCAGUAAGACUCAACAGGGUCGAUGGGUGGAGCUAGAAAAAGCCCUGAAAAAACAACUAGACAAAUUUGCCAAUGAGCCUCUCCUCUUCUUUGGAGUGAUGUUCUACGUGCCCAGUGUCUCGAGACUUCAGCAAGAAGUCACAAGGUAUCAGUAUUACCUGCAAGUAAAGAAAGAUGUGCUUGAUGGACGGCUUCCUUGUACAUUAGAGCAAGGCAUUCGGCUAGCUGGUUUAGCUGUGCAAGCUGAUUUUGGAGAUUAUGGACAGUAUGAAUCCCAGGAUUUCCUCCAGGAAUAUGUUUUGUUCCCAAUGGACUGGGCUCAGGAUCAACGGGUUCUGGAAGAAAUGACGUGCAAGGUAGCACUGCAGCACCAGGCCUACAGUGGAAUGCCAGCUGCAGAAGCUGAGUUGCUUUAUAUAAAGGAAGUGGAACAGCUUGAAGGCUUUGGGCAAGAAAGUUUCCCUGCUAAGGAUAACCUUGGAAACGACACUGUUAUUGGUAUUUCUUUUAUGGGAAUAUUCGUAAAGCACAGGAAUAGCCGGCCAACUAUAACUUACAGAUGGAAUGAAAUUGGAAAUAUUACACACAACAGAUCUUCAAUUAAUGUGGAGCUAACGAACAAAGAAGAAACAGUUCCAUUUUACACUGAUGAUAUGGAAAUGGCUAAAUACAUCUCACGGUUGUUCACAGCAAGACACAAAUUUUAUAAACAGAAUAAAAUCUGCACAGAUUCUGGUUCUAACAUUCAAUAUGAUGAUAAGAAGAAAUUUCCCACUCUCUCUACCUACAUACAAACACAGUCAUGUUCUCCGACACCAAUCAGGAGACGACCCACAUGGAGCAGAUCAUCUUUGCCAAGGCAACAGCCAUUUAUAAUGUCACCAAUGCAUGUACAGUACGGAGAGCAUUAUACUGAAACAAACACCUCACAAGAUAGCAUUUACCAUGGCAAUGAGGAAAGAUUCUACUGCAGAUCUCAGUCUAGUUUGGACAGAUGUCCAGUGGAAUAUAAUUACAUGAAUGGAACUGUGCCAAAUGGCAGUGUAUAUAGUGCUUCUAGCAUGAACUCAUUGAAUCAUUCACAAAACUUCAUCCAGGCAUCACCAGUGUCUUCUAAUCUCAGCAUUCCUGGAAGUGACAUCAUGCGUGCAGAUUACAUCCCCAGCCACAGGCACAGUGCUAUCAUUGUCCCCUCAUAUAGGCCUACGCCUGACUACGAGACUGUAAUGAGGCAAAUGAAACGAGGCAUCAUUCAUAUGGAUUGUCAAAGUCAGUCAUUGAGAAACCUUAAUAUUGGAAAUACUCAUGCAUACAAUCAGCCAGAACCUAUGGUUUACAGUCAACCGGAGAUUAGGGAGCGAUCGCAAUAUCCCUCUCGAUAUGGGUCAAAGCACAGUUACAGUAAACCUGUAGCCACUUCUGCUCAACAAAAUGCCAGCCAUCCAGCAUCUACCCGGACAGCAAAUAGUGCAAUCUCACACACAGUAAGCACACCAGAGCUUGCCAAUAUGCAAUUACAAGGUACUCAGAAUUACAGUACUACCCACAUGUUGAGAAACCAUUUUUGUAGACCACCCCCUCCAUAUCCACGUCCUCGGCCUGCCACUAGUACACCAGACCUUGCCAGUCACCGCCAUAAGUACGUUAGUGGCAGUAGCCCUGAUUUAGUCAGUCGGCGGGUCCAGCUCUUUGUGAAAACAUUUCAAGAGGACAGUUCACCUGUCGUACACCAGUCCUUGCAGGAGGUCAGUGAACCCCUCACAACAGCCAAACAUCAUGCAGCUGUUAACAAACGUCACAGCCUAGAGGUAAUCAGUAGUAUGGUACGAGGUAUGGAGGCCAUGGCACUGAAAACUUUAAGUGCUUCAGUCCCUCAACGUAGGAACACCAUGCGUGACCAACGCCGUCAAGACGACCAGGUUCAAGAGGUUCAACAGCAACCUUCAUAUCAUCACAAGAAGACACUGUCGGAUGCCACAAUGCUAAUUCACAGCAGUGAAAGUGAAGAUGAAGAGGAGACCCCUGACUAUGAUGUCCAAAUACCAACAUUUAAUCACAAUAUAGACUAUCGAGCCCAGCUGCAGGCAGCAUUGGCAAAAAUACCAAACAAACCCCCUCCUGAAUACCCAGGCAACAAAAAAAGUAUAAGCAAUGGUGCCUUAAGACAGGAACAAGCUAAAAUGUCAGAGUUUGCUAUCAGGAACAAACUGCCAGGUCCUGAACUGGAUACAUUCUCACGAAAUGAACAGAUGACACUUAAUGGGUCUUCACUUGGGCCAUCCAUUUCUGAGCCUGAUCUCACCAGUGUGAAAGAGCGUGUCAAAAAGGAGCCAGUCAAAGAAAGGCCUGUAUCGGAACUGUUUUCUACUGAAGACAGCAUUGUGGAAAGGGAAAUCAUGUUGAGGAAUUUAGAAAAGCAGAAACUAGCAGCAGCAGCAGAAGCCCAAAAGAUAGGGCCACUGAAGUGGGCGGCCCUCAAUGGACUAUCAAUGGCCAGGGUUCCAGUGCUCGAGGACAGCCAAGAUGACACUUCAAAGGUCCCAAUGGAUGAAAGGUGUAGAAUGCUGGAAAAAAAGCUGGAAGAGGAUAUGGUGUUUACAGAAUAUGAACAGAUCCCAAAGAAGAUGGUAGAUGGUGUUUUCACCACAGCAACUCUUCCAGAAAAUGCAGAACGGAAUCGUUUCAGGGAUGUUGUUCCAUAUGAGGAGAACAGGGUGGAACUUGUGCCAACCAAAGAAAACAAUACUGGCUAUGUCAAUGCCUCCCACAUCAAGGUUACAGUUGCUGGAGAAGACUGGCAUUAUAUUGCCACACAGGGACCCCUGCCACAUACAUGCCAUGACUUCUGGCAAAUGGUUUGGGAGCAAGGAGUGAAUGUUAUUGUCAUGGUUACAGCAGAAGAAGAGGGAGGAAAACCAAAGACUCAUCGAUACUGGCCCAAACUGGGUUCAAAGCACAGCUCAGCAACUUAUGGGAAGUUUAAGGUGACAACCAAAUUCCGCACAGAUUCUGGUUGCUAUGCAACAACAGGUUUAAAGGUCAAGCACCUUUUAUCUGGACAGGAGAGAACUGUGUGGCACUUGCAAUACACAGACUGGCCAGACCAUGGCUGUCCAGAAGAUGUACAGGGUUUUUUAUCUUAUCUCGAAGAAAUUCAGUCUGUCCGUCGACACACCAACAGCAUGCUGGAUUCUACCAAGAGCUGCAACCCACCAAUAGUUGUGCAUUGCAGUGCAGGAGCUGGACGAACAGGAGUGGUGAUUCUAACAGAAGUUAUGGUUGGUUGUCUGGAGCAUAAUGAGAAGCUGGAAGUGCCAGCAAUGCUGGGAUUUCUCCGACAACAGAGAAUGUUAAUGGUUCAGACAAUAGCUCAGUACAAGUUUGUCUACCAGGUGCUCAUUCAGUUCCUGAAGAACUCUCGGUUGAUUUAGGUGUGAAUUCACAAACGCUGUAUUUAAACAACCUUAACAAUUAGCAGUGGAAAUGGAGCUAGCUUUCUUUCCCACAAAAAGUGCAACUCAGUCCAUCAAGUUUUUGUCAAGUGAUACCUUGAAUUUUGGAACUGUGCCCUUUAUGUUGUGAGUUUUGUUGAUUUUAAAGCUGCUGUUGAAUCCUUCCAUACAAUUCUAAAAUACUGACCAUAAUAGCAAAGAACAGGACAUUCUGUGUGCACACUUAACAUGAGUGAAUGGUGGCAUUCUUUUGCAAUUGCUGUGCUUCUGAUUGCACAGUGAUGGUCCAGAAUGAUGUUUUCCAAUUAAACAAAUGGAGCACUGUCCACCUUGUAGACUUGUAAAGAAGACGUACGUUCAAGAGCUAAACGUAUGUUGGAAAUGCUGCUGUAUUAACUUGAGCAAUAUUCCUUUAACAUUGCCUUACUCUCAUCAUUAAAAGACCUAAAAAUAUCAGAGGGACUGAUCCAUUUCAUAGCAACUUGAGGAUGACCCAAUGAUUUUAUAAACCUUUAAUAAAGAUUAUAAAUUUUGUAAAAUUGA